Spinacia oleracea (spinach) is the source of this 567-nucleotide messenger RNA. Its product is annotated as sorbitol dehydrogenase. The transcript is spliced from 2 exons. Lineage: Eukaryota; Viridiplantae; Streptophyta; Magnoliopsida; Caryophyllales; Amaranthaceae. The record is from RefSeq and is a predicted model, not a curated record. Bases 1 to 567 code for a protein of 188 amino acids.
AUGUGUGAACCACUAAGCGUUGGUGUUUACGGUUGCCGUCGUGCCGAGGUCGGGGCAGAGACAACAGUUUUGAUCAUCGGAGCAGGACCAAUUGGUUUAGUUACACUGUUGUCAGCCAAGGCUUUUGGAGCACCAAGGAUAAUAGUAGCUGAUGUUGAUGAACAUCGUUUGUCUGUUGCUAAAAGUCUUGGUGCUUAUGCUGUUGUCAAAGUUUCUACUAAUAAGGAUGAUGUUGCUUCAGAAGUUGAGAAACUUAAGAAAGCAAUGGGAAAAGACAUUGAUGUUACUCUUGAUUGUGCUGGUUUUGAAAAAACUGUCUCAACUGCUUUUGGUGCUACUCGUAAUGGUGGCAAAGUUUGCUUAAUUGGGAUGGGUCAUUCCAUCAUGACUGUUCCCUUAACCCCUGCUGCCUCAAGGGAGGUAGAUGUAUUGGGAGUUUUCCGGUACAAGAAUACAUGGGAACAAUGCUUGGAGUUUAUUAGUAGCGGAAAGAUUGAUGUGAAGCCACUAAUAAGUAAUAACUCACAGGUUUGGAUUCACACAAGAAGAGGUUGUGGAGGCAUUUGA